This is a messenger RNA of Patella vulgata (common limpet), 1565 nucleotides long. Its product is annotated as homeobox protein unc-4 homolog. Gene Ontology annotation, biological process: regulation of DNA-templated transcription. Bases 68 to 1300 code for a protein of 410 amino acids. Gene Ontology annotation, molecular function: DNA-binding transcription factor activity, RNA polymerase II-specific; sequence-specific double-stranded DNA binding. The record is from RefSeq and is a predicted model, not a curated record. The transcript has 3 exons. NCBI's taxonomy places the organism in Eukaryota, Metazoa, Mollusca, Gastropoda, Patellidae.
AAAUCAUUCAUAGGUACCGUGAUGAGGGAGAAAUCUUCAUCUCAAAUCGGCGAGUGUUAGAGAAGCGAUGUUGACAAAUAUUUCACAUCAUGUUAGCGUUGAUGCCAUGAAUUUACAAAUGAGUCUCUUAGAGUCACAUCUCAGUCAGAGUUAUGCGGCUAUUUCGGCCAUGUCGGGCUACCCGCAUUUUGUGUCACCGUUCACGGCCUUACGUGCACCGUCUCCAGAACAAUUACGAGCCUUGGACUGUAGUGUUACCGUGAAUCCAGCGUUUUACCAUCAUGGACCACUUAAUUUUUCCAUGGAUAAAAUUUUGAAAAAUGCAAAAGAUGAUCGCCGGACUCCUGAUUCUACUGAUGGACAUUCGGACUGUGAAUCCAGAGGCAACAAUAGAGAUUAUAAAGAUGACGAUAGAGAAAGUCAAGCUGCUAAACGAAGACGAACGAGAACUAAUUUUACUGGGUGGCAAUUAGAAGAAUUAGAAAAAGCCUUUAAUGACAGUCAUUAUCCUGAUGUAUUUAUGAGAGAGGCACUGGCCUUAAAACUAGAUCUUGUUGAAUCUCGGGUACAGGUCUGGUUCCAAAAUCGACGAGCAAAAUGGAGAAAGAAGGAAAACACAAAGAAGGGACCCGGACGCCCCGCUCACAACGCUCAACCUAACACGUGCAGCGGUAGUCCUAUGGACGCUGACGAGGUCAGAAGGCGAGAAGAAGAGCGAAUGCUUAAAAAACAAAGAAAACAAGAAGAAAGAAUGCGACGACUGGAAGAAAAAAGACGUCUGUUUGGCGAUAAGCAUUCUGUUAACGGACUCGAUUCGAACUUAUCAAGAUUAAGUAGCGCCUUAUCGGGUGGAUCAAGCGACAAUGAAACCAAUCAUGCCGUGUUUGUAAAUAACGAAUCGCGACACCACAUCGCAGGUGAAGAAAAUAACUCCAAAAGUCCUUACAGUAUUGCUAGUUUGUUAGAAAAAUCGAAAGUUCCUCGCGGUAGACGACCGAAUUCGAAGUAUCCCCGCGUCCAGGCAUGUAAAUCUUUGGGCCCCAUCGGCAUAGGCAUGAUGCCACUGUUCCCGAUCACACAACCAAUAGGGUUUUUUGUUGAACAGCUCCCAGAAACAGAUGAUGAAGAUGACGACGACGAAGAUGAUAGUUUGGAUGUUGUGUCCGUCGAAAACGAACGCGAAACCGAAAAACAAAAAAUAGACUUACACGAAGAUGAGGAUAGUUCCGAUUGUAACGAAGCAUUAGACUUUUCUAAACAUACGACGAAUUCCGAAUCGGAGGAGAACGAUUCGCAGUAGAUAUAACAAGGCGAUUAUAGUUAAUAUCAAAUUAAUGUCUGGUUUAAGUUUGAAACCUAACAAACUGUGCUACAGUAGAGAUGAUGAUUAUUUAUAACAACGUGUUUUUAAUUGUGAUGAGGCAGCUAGGGGAAUUAUAAUAAUAUUAUUAGAAGUAUUAAAACAUACCACAUAAUAUAGAUAAUGUUGUAUUAGAAUUAUUCUGUUAUGUGAAUUGUUAUUUAUAUUAAGUUUGGGAUUUAGCAAUAAAUAUGUGCUAUGGAAA